This is a messenger RNA of Nicotiana attenuata, 1423 nucleotides long. Its product is annotated as AT-hook motif nuclear-localized protein 22-like. Bases 319 to 981 code for a protein of 220 amino acids. Gene Ontology annotation, cellular component: nucleus. Gene Ontology annotation, molecular function: minor groove of adenine-thymine-rich DNA binding; DNA-binding transcription factor activity. The transcript has a single exon. Lineage: Eukaryota; Viridiplantae; Streptophyta; Magnoliopsida; Solanales; Solanaceae. Gene Ontology annotation, biological process: vegetative to reproductive phase transition of meristem. The record is from RefSeq and is a predicted model, not a curated record.
AUAUGGAAGAUCUCAUAAAGUCUCCUCUCAUUUCUCAAGCUUAGUUAGCUCACCCUAACUCAAAGUUUGCUAUCUUCUUUCUUCAAGUGAAGAACAGAAAUUUACCUAUUCCUUUUAUAACAAGAAAGCUGUGAUAAAUAGGUGAACUCAGAAACCUAUUGUUAACUAAGAGUAGACAGAUCUCUAGCUCCAAUCAUUAUAGCUUUCCUUACUGUUACUUCCUUAAUUUUCUAGCACUUCUAAUUCAGUCUACUACUCUUGGCUUAAUUUCCAUCUUUCUAUAUCCAACAAAUAAGUGUAGAAUUGAAGUCAAAGACUAUGGAUGAAGAAGGAGAAAUGGGAAGAAGGCCUAGAGGCAGGCCGGCUGGAUCCAAGAACAGGCCCAAACCACCCAUUAUCAUCAACCGAGACAGCGCCAAUGCCCUCCGAACACAUCUCAUGGAAAUUGCAGACGGUUGUGAUAUAAUGGAAAGCAUUUCCAAUUUUUCCAGGAGAAGACAAAGAGGAGUUUGUAUUAUGAGUGGAACAGGCAAUGUUACUAAUGUAAACCUAAAACAACCAGCUUCACCAGGUGAAAUUGCAACUCUACAUGGGCGAUUCGAGAUCUUAUCGUUGUCCGGAUCAUUUCUUCCGCCGCCAGCACCUUCAGCAGCUUCUGGAUUGACUAUAUAUUUAGCCGGCGGGCAAGGACAAGUAGUGGGAGGUAGUGUGGUUGGCGCGCUAAUGGCGUCAGGGCCGGUUGUUAUUAUGGCUGCUUCGUUUAGUAACGCUGCUUAUGAGAGGCUUCCUUUAGAAGAGGACGAUCAAAAUCCACUUCCAAUGGCUCCAGGAGGAUCUCCUGAGGCCACUGGAGGACACGGACAACAACAACAACAAUUAUUAGCGGACGGAUCGUUACUUCAUGGAAUGCCACCAAAUCUUCUCAACUCCAUUCAGUUACCUCCUGAGGGCUAUUGGGCAACAGGCCGACCUCCAUUCUAACUUGAACGAAUUUGUACGAGGGGUAUAAAUUCUUUCUCUUGAUCUUUUUAAUUCGCUCCUAUUUUCUAGUAUUACAUUAGGAGAUCAAGGAAGGGGGACAAUAAGAAAAAUCUGUUGGUGACAGAUUAUUAAGAAAUUUUGUUAGCUAUGAGUAAUUUAGCGACAGAUCAGCAAAGUUCAUAGCUAAUUCGAAUUUUUUUUUUAGUGCACAAGCGCCACAAGAUUGUAAGCCUUGGUGUGGUAUUCUUUCUCUUGUUUCAAUUGUCUAAUUAGCUUCUAUCCAAGAAUUCUUAGGAAAAGGAUUUAUUUUGGGUCGUUGACCAUUUUAAGUUUGUAAUUCUUUGCUUUAGAUAACUUUGGAUUAUAUCCUUUUUCUACUAGAUUUUGUAUUGUAUUUUUGAUGAUGAUUAGUUAUAUAUGUACGGUAAUUUGAUCAAGUGAA